Messenger RNA from Molossus molossus (Pallas's mastiff bat), 5149 nucleotides. RefSeq names its product phosphatase and actin regulator 1. The coding region runs from base 1 to 1950 and encodes 649 amino acids. The record is from RefSeq and is a predicted model, not a curated record. The transcript is spliced from 13 exons. Gene Ontology annotation, molecular function: actin binding. NCBI's taxonomy places the organism in Eukaryota, Metazoa, Chordata, Mammalia, Chiroptera, Molossidae. Gene Ontology annotation, biological process: cell motility; stress fiber assembly.
AUGGCGGAGCCCACGCGCGCCGUGGAGCCGGGGAGGUCUACGCUCCGCUCGCCGCGUUGCAGGGAGGGCGCGGUGCCAGGCGCGAGCGCCCAGAGACCCAAAAAGAAAGCCUUUUAUUUGCUGAGGAUGAAGCCCCUGAAGGAGCCCGCCCCCAACAACAACAACGUGUCUUUUGUGAUCCAUUGUCAACUAGGCAAGGAGAUCAAACACAUUUGCAGCAACUGCAGCCGAGGAGAGGACACUAGGGACGCUGAGGAAGUGGAGAGGCUGGCGGCAAUGCGUUCUGACUCCCUGGUCCCAGGUACCCACACCCCACCCAUCCGGAGGAGAAGUAAGUUUGCCAACCUGGGAAGGAUUUUCAAGCCUUGGAAAUGGAGGAAGAAGAAAAGCGAAAAGUUCAAACACACGUCUGCAGCCCUGGAAAGGAAAAUAUCAAUGAGGCAAAGCAGAGAGGAGCUGAUAAAACGAGGGGUCUUGAAGGAAAUUUAUGACAAAGAUGGGGAGCUCUCCGUAUCGAACGAGGACGACUCCCUGGAAAACGGACAGUCCCUGAGCGCCAGCCAGCUGUCCCUGCCUGCCCUGUCGGAAAUGGAGCCGGUCCCGAUGCCCAGAGAUCCCUGCUCCUACGAGGUGCUCCAGCCUUCAGACAUCAUGGAUGGGACAGUGUCUGAAGAGAGUCCCUCUGCCAGUGAGUCUGGAGUCCUCCUGUCCCAAGAUCCUUCAGCCAAACCAGUCCUGCUACUGCCCCCCAAAAAACCUGCUGCUUUCUCUGGAGACCAUGAGGAGACCCCAGUGAAACAGCUGUCCCUUCUCAAGCAACCCCCCGCCCUGCCUCCCAAACCCACUGCCAGGAUUGCCAACCACUUAACAGAUCCUGGCGCCCCUGUGAAAUUGCCUUGUCUGCCAGUGAAACUGUCGCCUCCGCUACCUCCAAAGAAAGUCAUGAUCUGCAUGCCCGUAGGGGGGCCAGACCUCUCCCUGGCAUCCUACGCAGCCCAGAAGAGUGGCCAGCAGGGUGGGGCCCAGCACCACCACACGGUCCUGCCAUCCCAGAUCCAGCACCAGCUGCAGUAUGGCAGUCUCAGCCAGCACCUCCCCUCCGCCACCGGCUCCCUGCCCAUGCACCCCUCGGGCUGCAGGAUGAUCGACGAGCUGAACAAGACGCUGGCCAUGACCAUGCAGAGGCUGGAAAGCUCCGAGCAGCGGGUCCCCUGUUCCACUUCUUACCACAGCUCCGGUUUGCACUCGGGUGACGGUGUCACAAAAACAGGACCUCUGGGCCUUCCAGAAAUAAGACAAGUGCCAACUGUUGUGAUUGAAUGUGAUGACAAUAAAGAAAAUGUGCCUCAUGAAUCAGACUACGAAGACUCUUCCUGCCUAUACUCCAGAGAAGAGGAGGAGGAGGAGGAAGACGAGGAUGACGACAGCUCCCUGUACACCAGCUCCCUGGCCAUGAAGGUGUGCAGGAAGGACUCCUUAGCCAUCAAACUCAGCAACAGGCCCUCCAAGCGAGAGCUAGAAGAAAAGAACAUCCUUCCCAGGCAGACAGAUGAAGAGAGACUGGAGCUGAGGCAGCAGAUCGGCACCAAGCUCACCAGGCGACUGAGCCAGAGGCCGACUGCAGAGGAGUUGGAGCAGAGGAACAUUUUGAAACCUCGGAAUGAACAAGAGGAACAAGAGGAGAAGAGAGAGAUCAAGAGGAGGCUAACUCGAAAGCUCAGCCAGAGGCCCACAGUGGAAGAACUUCGGGAACGGAAGAUCCUCAUCCGCUUCAGUGACUACGUGGAGGUGGCCGACGCCCAGGACUACGACCGCAGGGCCGACAAGCCCUGGACCCGCCUCACCGCUGCCGACAAAGCGGCCAUUCGGAAGGAGCUGAAUGAAUUCAAAAGCACUGAAAUGGAAGUUCAUGAAUUGAGUAGACAUCUAACAAGGUUUCACCGACCGUAACAGUCAAAUUCCUCUCGAGUGCUAUGCUGUCGUCGAAACAUAAAUUUAUAAGAACCAUAAGUGCUGGUAUUUAUUCACUUCCCCAUCACGAUGUAAAUCUUCAGAACUGCCUUUUUUAAAAAGAAGAAGAAGAAGAAGAAAAGGAAACACAAUCAGGAUGCUGUUUGCGAAAACGCCAUGGCAACGGCUCCGUGGUCAGAGCGGCUGGCGCCACCGCUGACCCCGAACUGUGCCCGCCCCGCGGCCGAGGGCACCAGGGCCUCCCGGGAGACUUUCUGGCCUGGCACUGCCCUGGUCCUCCAGCCAGGCCUGGGCCCCGCGUUCACGCAGGCUCCGGGGUCCUUUCCGCGAAAGUACCUGUCACCCAAGUCCAAAGAAAGUCGGGGGGGGUGUGGCCUGGGAAUGACUUCGAGAAGCAAAUGAUCCGGUUGGCCUCCUAGACGUGGCCAAACACACUGGCUCCAGGCUUGGCUUCUGGUUCGGGGUCCCCUUGGGAGGAGGAUGCCGAAAGGGGGCCCUGUCUGGUUGCCCUGGCCUCUCCCUGCAGCCACCCUCCACGCGGGAACAAAAGGGAAGAGCGCUUUGUCCAGUGAGUCUGUGGUUACUGUCAGUCCUGAGAGUGCAAGGCUGACCCCGAACACCCACCCUGUCCCCCCGGAUGGAGCUGAGCUGCCCACGGGAAGCUCUGCUUUAGGAGGAGAAGGCUGUCGUCUGCUCAGUUCAAAUGAACUGACCCCUUGUGUCCAAAGCCCACCGUCACAGGUGGUCUUCGGGGCACAGCCACUGCUGAGGUGCACCUAUGGUAUCGUGUGUGACAGGACCAUCCGGAGGGCAUAAAGGCUGGGGUCGGAAACUGCUUGGCUGACAGUCUUCAUUUCCUCUGCGUGCCCCAGGCCGGGGACUACAGGGCUUGGGAAUCCAUGGCUUCCGAGGGCAGGACCCAUGCUUGCAGGCCGGCAGCCGUUCCUGAACGACUGGCCUUCCGGUCGCUGAGGGACGGGUACUCUAGAACCACUUCAUGGCCUUCUGGUGUCCUUUGUCUGCACGGCAGUUUCUGUGGGAACGCCCCAGGCGUGGCGUGUGCCAGACCCGUGCAGACGCCAGCCACGCCGGCCUCGUGGGCUCCUCUGCUCACACCCACCCAGAGAGAGCCCUGCCCUGCCCUCGUGAUGCUGGCGAGGGCGACCGAGACGCGGCUCUAACUGUCCGCCUCUCUCGGGCCACAGGAGAGCAGUGCUCUGUUGCCUGAGGGGCCCCGAGGAGAGCGUGGGCCGUGAAGGAAGGACAGGCCCCAAACCCGCACAGCUGUCGCGAGGCCCCCCGCAGCUCCUGCUGUCCCCUCCUGCCAGCGCAGAGGGCCCUCCGCCAGGAGCUCUGCCUGGCCUCCCGGGUGGCCCCCCGGGACCACGAUCUUUCUAGGUUCUCUCUCCUCCCCACACGCCCGGGCUUUAGAGAGAUGCCGGCUUGGCCUUCGCCACCAGGAGCUACCCAGUCCCACCCGAACUGUGUGGGAAACGAGUUAGUCUGGGAUGUGCACCAUCAGCGAGGCCAUUGCCUUUCUGCCGCAUUCACGGCCCCUGGGGCCAGCAUCGGCCAGGAGCUGUGGGGGGGCUCCGGGCAGGUCCGCAGGCAGAGCCACCAGCGGGCAGAGCUGCCCCGUGCUUUCCUGCAGCGAGCACGCCGCUGCCCAGCCCCAGGAGCGCGUCACCACUAGACCCUUUCUCUUUGAUCACUGAAUCUGAGUAGUUACUGGCAUGGGUAGAAGUAUCGUUCAGGGAAGAUGUGGGUGGUCAGGACCGUAGUGCGGCUGUAAGCACUGUCUUCCCGAAAGGCUUACUGACGUGUGAAUGUGCAGAUGGGAUGACGGAGGGCUUUCCUGUGACUUCCCUGCGGCGGCCACGUGCUCUGGGCCCAGGGCCUGCCUUGCCAGGAGUCGAGCCUGAGCUUCCGUUGACUCUCCGCUGCGCUUCAGGCGGCUCUCGGCGCCCUGGCAGGACGGGCAGGCCUUCCCCUGGCCCAGCAGCGAGUCCUACGGGAGCUCAUUCCGUGACCUGGGCUCCUCCCACCAAGGCCCGUGGCUGCUCUGCUGGCCCCUGUUCCUGGGCUGUCCAGACUCCCCGGGGACAGGAGGCCCAGCUCCGCCCCCCUGCAGCCAGCCCGCAGCCCAGAUUGUCCACCCGAAGUGACCUACUAUCUGACCACUCUGCACGGAAGAAAUCAGACACGCCCCACCUCUCUUCCUGCAGAGCGCGGUUUUCCAGAGCCACCUGUAGGAGUCAGAAGUGCCCCCUCUGUGCCACCGAGAGUGCCCACCACAGAGGGGGGCUUCAAGCCCCUUGUAGGUGGCUCAGCAACCACAGGAUGGCCCCUCGGCUGUCUCCUUCCUUUUCUGAAAUCCGGAAGACUUGAUAGAAAUUAUUCAUUUUUGCCACAUUGUUAUGACAAUUAAAAAGCAUACGUUACUUUCCAAGAUGACAAAUGGUCAUUAAUUGGGGGCGGGGGGAGCUGGCCCAGCUGGAGUGCAAUGCAUUCCUUUUCUGAAAAGGCUACAGUUUACAGAGAAAGAUUUCUUUUGUGUGGAUAGAUUUCCAGUUGAGCCUCUUGCCAUUCGGAUGAGCAUGAAAGGGAAAACGUGAAACUUCUCAGAUCAAAGUGUUUCCUCCUGAAAAUCGGACCUUGCCCCGACCCCCUGUGCCAUCCACAGGCCUGUGGGCUCUUCCAAAAUCGCUGUGUUCCUCCCCAAAGGCCCUCAGAGCCCUGGACGACCCUGAAAAUUUUAGCCUUUCUAUCAGAUUAGAGAAACCAAACCAUGUGACGGUGGGUGUGGUGAAAACCCGAGUUCAUUUUUCUCCCGUUUAUGAACGUGUACUUGUAUUUGCUGAAUGAAAACCGUGGUGUGCUUCGGUGAAUGGACUCUCCGGCCCCCCUGUGCCCAGCCAGUGUGCAAAGGUCACCUUCAAUGAAAUGACUCUUUCUUCCCACUUGUCUGUUAACCCCCAGACCAGCUGCUUUUUCCAGUUGCUUCCCGGGUGUCUGUACAUAGUUUGUCUUUGUAUAGGAGCGCGUUCUCGUUGAACAAGACGGCUGUGUGAGGAAGACGGUGUAAAUAGAAUACAGUUAAACUGGAUCUCUAUGGCCUAGGUUUUGUACAUACAGAAACUGCAUGGUAUUUAAAUUAUUGUUUGUCUCUGAUGAUGUA